Molecule: messenger RNA, 1548 nt
Organism: Peniophora sp. CBMAI 1063
Lineage: Eukaryota; Fungi; Basidiomycota; Agaricomycetes; Russulales; Peniophoraceae
Source: the annotation of a GenBank genome assembly
AUGAACUUCACUGUGCAAGAUAAUCCUGUACUCUGUGUUGGUAUUCUCACCUGCUUUUUUCUUGUUCUUGUGGUCCGCUAUCUCAGAAGUCCCUGGCGCAAACUCCCGCCGGGGCCUCCGGGGUACCCCGUCCUCGGUAACGCUCUUCAACUGAAAGACAAGCAAUGGCUCUUGUUCAGCUCAUGGCGCAAGACAUACGGUGAUAUCAUAUACUUGAACGCCGCGGGGCAGCCGGCGGUUAUCAUCAACAAGCCCAGCAUCGCAUCAGAAUUGCUUGACCGCCGUGCCGGCAUAUACUCUGACCGACCACCAAACAUUGUUGGCUGCGAGAUCAUGACGGGCGGCCUUCUCUUCGCCUUCGCAAGCUACAGUGAUACCUGGCGUCGAAUGCGCAAGGGAGCGCACGAGUCCGUGAACAAGGUCGUGGUGCACGACCUUGACGAGUACCAGCUCUCGGAGGCCCUGGGCCUGGCAAGGAGCGGCGUGCAAGAUCCUACGGCCUGGGAUGGAUAUCUGCGCCGGGCUGCUGCAAGCCUUAUGCUUUCGAGCCUGUACGGAGAGCGCCCGCUUGAAAGCGAGCGAGAUCCCCGUGUGGUAUAUAUCAACGCCCUUAACGAACAACUCUCCAACUCUUUCGCGCCCGGUGCCUAUUGGGUCGAGAUGAUGCCCUGGAUGCGCCACAUUCCCAGUAGGUUUGCGGCGUGGAGACGCACGGCUGAGGAAUGGAACAGGACUGCGAGUAACGAGUUUCUCCGGCUGUUCGGGCGCGUGCGAGACAAUAUCCUGAAUGGGCAGGGCAAGACCUCAUUCUGCUCCACUCUUCUUGACGAGGCCGACCGGUAUGGUCUUAACGAUCAGGAGAAGGCGUGGCUUGCGGCCACCCUGUACGCAGCAGGCGCGGAUACGACUGCUACGGCCAUGAGCUGGUGGACACUGGCGAUGUUGGCUUAUCCGGAUGUGCAAGUACGAGCACAACAAGAGCUAGACGCGGUAGUGGGACGCUCUCGCGUGCCCACCUUCGCGGAUAUGCCUCAUCUGCCGUACAUCUGCGCUAUAGUUAAGGAAAUUCUCCGCUGGCGUCCAGCUGUACCUCUCGGGCUUGCACACCGGAGCAGCGCGGAUGAUGUUUAUGACGGGUACUUCAUCCCGAAGGGGACGAUGAUCAUUGCCAAUGUGUGGGAGCUAAACCGUGAUCCUGAGACUUACGGUCCCGAUAGCUACCAGUUUAACCCUGCACGCUAUUUGGACGAGAAGGGUAGACUGAUCUCGGGCCCACCGGGUACGAAGGAAGAUGGUCAUUUUGCUUUUGGCUUUGGAAGACGCGUUUGUCUCGGCAAACACGUUGCGACCAAUAGUAUGUUCGCCCAGAUCGCGACGUGUCUUUGGGCAUCUACCUUGUCCAACGUCCAGAAUCAGACUAUCGAUGUGAACGCAUUCCUCGACGAGGGCAUCAUCGCUCGCCCCAUGCCUUUCCAGGUCGACAUUCAGCCUCGCUUCCCUGAAGCGACCGUGCUGCUCGCUCAAGAAUGCGAGCUCCGCGGCCGUUGA